Molecule: messenger RNA, 1429 nt
Organism: Truncatella angustata
Lineage: Eukaryota; Fungi; Ascomycota; Sordariomycetes; Amphisphaeriales; Sporocadaceae
Product: DNA replication complex GINS protein PSF1
Exons: 3
Coding region: 478-1107 (209 amino acids)
Biological process (GO): DNA replication; DNA strand elongation involved in mitotic DNA replication
Cellular component (GO): GINS complex
Source: RefSeq, a predicted model, not a curated record
UCUGAAUCGCGGGGCAACUAAAUAGUACUGUGUCUGGUUUUUUUUUUUUUCCUUCCUCAGUGGUUCCUCUGCCCGUUUUGAGUUAUCCAUGGGCGCUGAUUGGAGCCCCGACGGGGUCUUGGUCCGCUAGAGAAAUGGUGUCACUCAUUGGGCUGAAACAGCUUGUGUCAAGCACUUGGUAGCGCUUGAUAGGAGAGGAGUCGGGGGCCGCUACAGUACCUGCAAGUUGUUAUCAUGACUGAUCUGAAUUCAAAUUCAAUUGCUGGUUUGCCCCGCCAUCGUCCCAGACCUCCAGUACGACACGCGCCUUGAAUCUGCUAACCCAACGUGCUAACCCCGGUCUAGCCCACGCGUUCGUGACCACUCCAUGCCCAAAUAAAUGCCAUAGAAGCAACCAGUCCGUCACAUUCAGCACUCCGCGAAGCAGCAAAGCAAGAAAGGCUUGAAGGAUAAUCUCUCGGCGGCACUCUCGUCUCAAUGUACGGGGACGCGGGAAACAAACUCGUUCACCAUGCGAAACGAGCGCAACACUUGGCACACCUGCCGCCAUAUCAAACAGAGUUGGUACGAGCCGUGACACGCGAAGUACGCGAUUUAGACAAGGACCUCUCCUCUAUGUUGGACUCCUUCCAGGGCAGCUUUGAGCCACACGCCGAUGAAGCCAAGUCAUGCACCAUGCUGGUGAAUCACCUCUCCAUGCGGAGGGACAAGCGGUGCCUGCUUGCCUACCACCGUACGCGGACCGACAAGCUCGAGGAGCUGGUUUGGAAAGGCGAGGACGUUGUAGAUCUACCCGGACAACAGGUCUCAGCCAAUCAAGGGCUCGGCGACACUGGCUCAAGUAGCUUGAGUCCGCAAGAGGAGGAUUAUGUCAGGCAAUAUAGUGACCUACUGGCGGCGUACAAAGGUCAAUGGACUGACAUUGACCUCACUGGUAGUCUUGAGCCGCCUCGGGACCUCUUCAUUGAUGUUAGGGUCCUGAAAGAUGCGGGUGAGAUUCAAACAGAGUAUGGUGCCAUCACAUUGACUAAGAACAGUCAGUUCUACGUCAGGCAAGGUGAUGUUGAACGCUUGAUAGCCCAGGGAUAUCUUCAGAAGCUAAGCUGAGCACGCGAUGGAGCACGUACAGAGCUAUUCCCGAGGGCAGAUCCUAUGGCCACGAGCGUGCAUACACCCGACCACCACCCUAGGAAAGCUGCACCCGGGCAACGAUGCAACCCUGGCAAUUUCAACGGCAAAAUGACCCCAGGCCACAAACGCGGAGAUCCCCCGGCAAGCGCUCUCACGUCCGGCGCCGUUAGCUGUCCAAACAGAUUCCUGGUCCGUGGUCUGCCCAUUGGACCACAACGCACCAAGUCUGUACGGCAAGUAUAUGCAACUAUGCCAAGUGGUGGCCGCAAAGGCCCACGGCGGCUAGUGAGCUUCACAG